UCGAGUUGCCCAGCUCACGGAAAACAGCCGUACCGCCAUUCCUCCUCCUCUUAAAACAUCAAACUGAAAGUCGCCGAAAUCCGAGGAAAAUAUGUUUACAUUCCCUCGUAUUGACAGAUUGAUCCCCCUCAAGUGACGAGAAAAGACAUUUUUUAGAAGGAAACGAAGCAGUGGUAUUUCGGUGCGAGCUGCUGGCAAUUGAGUGAAUAAAAAGGUAUUGCUGAAGUAAAAUGACCGAAGAAAGGUCGGAGAGUAAAGGGGAAAUUAGUGGCAAGGAUUUGGAGAAGCAGCUUCGUCUUCGAGUUUGUGUUUUGACUGAAAUUCUGAAGACCGAGAGAGAUUACGUAGAUACACUGGAGUUUCUAGUCUCCGCAUUUCUGCAGCGAAUGAUCCAGCAUGCUGCUUCUAGAGUUGACAAGAACGUGACUGAAGAAACCAUUAAGACACUGUUUUCUAACAUUGAAGACAUUCUUGUAGUCCACAAAGAGUUCCUGAGUAUGAUUGAGGAGCGCCUGCUGCCUGAACCUAGUGCCCACCAUGAAUUGGGAAGCUGUUUUCUUCAGUUUAAACAUCGAUUUUCUAUCUAUGAUGAGUACUGCAGUAAUCAUGAAAAAGCACAAAGGCUAUUAUUGGAACUGAAUAAAAUGCAGUCUGUGCGGACCUUUUUACUGGGCUGCAUGCUGCUGGCAGGACGGAAGAACCCUGACGUUCCACUUGAAGGAUAUCUAGUUGCUCCCAUACAAAGGAUAUGCAAGUAUCCACUUCUGCUAAAGGAACUGAUGAAGAGGACACCAAGAAGGCAUAAUGACUGUGCAGCAGUAAUUGAGGCUCUGCAGGCCAUGAAAACUGUGUGCUCCACCAUCAAUGAAGCCAAGAGACAAAUGGAAAAACUAGAAGUUCUGGAAGAAUGGCAGUCUCAUAUAGAAGGAUGGGAGGGUUCCAACAUAACUGAUUCAUGCACUGAAAUGCUGAUGCAAGGGAUUUUGCUGAAAAUUUCAGCUGGGAACAUCCAGGAACGAGUUUUCUUCCUCUUUGAUAACUUACUGGUAUACUGCAAAAAGAAGCAUAGGCGAUUAAAGAAUACCUCACACCCUAAGAAAGUGGCUGAUGGACACCGAUACCUUUUUCGUGGUAGAAUAAAUACAGAGGUCAUGGAAGUGGAAAAUGUGGAUGAUGGAACAGCGGAUUAUCACAGCAGCGGUCAUACAGUGAUCAAUGGUUGGAAAAUACACAAUACUGCCAAAAAUAAAUGGUUUGUCUGCAUGGCAAAGACAUCAGAAGACAAACAGGAAUGGUUGGAGGCCUUUGUGAAGGAACGAGAACGAAGAAAGAGUUUAAAACUAGGCGUGGAGCAAGAUACCUGGCUGAUGAUCUCUGAAAAAGGGGAAAAGCUCUAUCAUAUGUUGUGCAAACAGGAAAAUGUUAUCAAGGACAGAAAACGGAAACUCAGCACUUUUCCAAAAUGCUUCUUGGGCAGUGAGUUUGUCACCUGGUUGAUGGAAAUUAAAGAGAUCAGUAAACCUGAAGAAGGAGUUCACCUGGGCCAGGCGUUGCUAGAGAAUGGAAUCAUCCAUCAUGUAACAGACAAACACCAGUUUAAACCUGAUCAUAUGCUGUACAGAUUUCGAUAUGACGAUGGGACAUACCAUCCAAGAAGUCAAAUUCAAGAUGUUAUCUCCAAGGGCGUGAGGCUUUACUAUCGACUUCAUAGUCUCUUUACUCCCGUGAUCAAGGAUAAAGACUAUCACCUCAGAACCUAUAAGUCAGUGGUCAUGGCAAACAAGCUGACAGACUGGUUAAUUGCACAGGGGGACUGUAAAACCAGAGAGGAAGCAAUAAUCCUGGGUGUGGAACUGUGUGACAAUGGUUUUAUGCAUCACGUACUGGAAAAGAGCGAAUUUAAAGAUGAACCUCUUUUAUUCCGUUUUUUUGCUGAUGAGGAAAUAGAAGGCUCGAACUUAAGGCAGAAGCACAUGCGACAUGACUUGAAAAUAGUUGAAAACAUUGUGGCCAAGUCAUUAUUGAUUAAAGCUCAAGGUGGAAGCUAUGGUUUUACUUUGGAGGAAAGAAAUAAGGUUCCUAUUGUGAAAUCUGUGGAGAAGGGAUCUUAUGCUGAGAUGGCAGGUCUAGAGGUUGGAAAAAAAAUAUUUGCUAUCAAUGGAGAUGUGAUUUUCCUGCGACCCUUUCAGGAAGUUGAAUGCUUCCUGCAGCAAUGCUUCAAUUGCAAAAGGCUUCUCAGGGUACUUCUGAGCACAAAGCCACGAGAGACAGUGAAGAUUCCAGACUCUGCAGAUGGACUUGGAUUCCAGAUUCGAGGAUUUGGCCCAUCAGUUGUCCACGCUGUUGGCCGAGGAACUGUGGCAGCUGUAGCUGGCCUGCAUCCUGGUCAAUGCAUCAUCAAAGUGAAUGGGAUCAAUGUGAGCAAAGAGAGUCACGCAAGUGUGAUUGCACAUGUCACAGCAUGUCGGAAAUACAAACGCCUGUCACAGCAAGACUGCAUUCAGUGGGUGUAUAAUAAUACUGAAAGUGCCCAGGAGGAGCUGCAGAAAAUCAGUUUAAAGGCCCCAGAUUCAGGGGGAAGUGACAGUGGCAUGCAAGAUGGAUUUAAUGAAGAAGUCUUCGAUAAAUUUAAUACAAUGGCUUUAAUUGACGGGAAGAAGGAUCAUGUGAGCCUAACAGUAGAUAACGUUCAUUUGGAAUAUGGUGUUGUAUAUGAAUAUGACAGCACUGCUGGAACAAAAUGCCAUGUUCUGGAGAAAAUGAGUGAACCAAAAGGAUUCUUCAACCUAACUGCAAAGAUCCUUGAAUGUUUGGCUAAGAAUGAUGAGCAAUUUGUAGAACAUUGCAGCAGACUAAGCUGCUUAGUUGAAGGAAUGCCUCCUGAACUGCAUUCAAAAUUCAGCAUUAUGCGCAGUGAAAAGCUUGAGCACAUUAACCGAAGGAUCACAAACUAUAAGAAGUUUUCACGAGUUCUGAAAAACCGAGCCUGGCCGACUUUCAAGCAAGCCAAGUCCAAGAUUUCACCAUUGCACAGCAGUGAUUUCUGUCCCACUAAUUGCCAUAUAAACGUGAUGGAAGUGUCAUAUCCUAAGAAUGCUGCGUCACUGGGCAGUGCAUUUGGUGUACAAUUGGACAGUCGGAAACAGUCCAUCAAUGAUAUUGACCAGAAAAGCUUAAACCAAGAUGAAUUGGAUCCAGUGGAGUAUGUCCAUCAUUGCAUCACCACCAUGGCAGCUCCCUCUGGACAUAGUUUGGGUCAGCAAAAUGGUCCUGGUCUGUACUUCCUCCUAAAGGAAAAGGAUGUGGAAACUCAAGAUGCAUACCAAAAGCUUUUGAAUAAGCUACAGACAGUUGUAAAGGAACUGGAAAUCUAUAUUGCUCAGAUAGAUGACCUCCUUUCAUCAAUAACACAUCCAACUACAUCAGAGACCAAGACGACUGAGUCGUUAGUAACAGGGGAGAAUGACACUGACAAGGCAGAACGGAAUAGCAAAAAAGUUUGUUUUGUGGUAACUGGAGAUGACCAAGAGGAUUCGGGCCAUGAUACAAUAAGCAACAGGGAUUCUUAUAGUGAUUGUAACAGUAAUAGGAAUUCGAUUGCUUCCUUUACAAGUAUAUGUAGCAGCCAUUGUGAUUCCUAUGUGCACAGCGAUGAUAUGGACUCUGGGGAUGAACUACCUUGCAGUGUUCACAUUUCACAUGAUAAGCAGGAUAAACUGCAUGGUUGCUUAGAACAUCUCUUUAGUCAGGUGGAUGCGGUCAGUAACCUUCUGAAGGGACCAGCUGUGGCAAAGGCAUUUGAACAAACGAAGAACUUAAUCCCAAAACGAAGUUUACAAGAAUUCAAGAAGGAAAUGGAGUCGGAGGUCAAUUGCACGACACAGCUCCGGAUUCAUGUGCAGAGGGAUCCAUGGAAUCUACCUUGGGGUGUGCACAACCUCAUACAGGCUAUUACAAGAUUUGUGGAAGAGGUGAAGAUACGAGUAUUCCUGGCUGUCCUUGAAAACACAGAUACUGAAAUUCAACUCAGGCAAGACAUGGUGCUUUGCCAAAGUCUAGUGGCCACAGUUUGUGCUUUCUCAGAACAACUAUUGGCUGCGUUGCAUCAGAUGUAUGAUACCAACAGUGAAUAUGAAAUUGAGACACAGGAAGCCAGUAGAAAAUGGUUGGAGCAAAUUGCCAAUGUAGGAAUCCUCUUUAACUUCCAGUCACUGCUCUCUCCUAAUCUGAUGGAUGAGCAGGCGAUGUUGGAAGACACUCUGGUUGCCUUGUCUGACUUGGAAAAGGUCACAUUCUACUUACAACAGUCAGAAGAAGAACUCCUGGUAGCAAAUAAUCCUAUCAUGUACAAAGUAGAAGGGAAUCGACAAGCCUUAAAAGUGUUCUUCUACCUUGACAGCUACAACUUUGAGCAACUUCCUCAGCGGUUAAAGAAUGGAGGAGGUAUUAAAGUUCACCCAGUGCUCUUUACACAAGCAAUGGAAAGUAUGGAGGGCUAUUACUACACGGACAAUGUGUCUGUGGAAGAAUUCCAAGCACAAAUCAAUGCAGCUUCUCUGGAGAGUAUAAAACGAUACCGUCAAAAGCUCAGGGCUUUCUAUCUGGCCAAAUCAAAUUUGCCUCCGAAUGCAUCCAAAGCUGCUUCAAUAGAUAAGUUUAUGCGGCCCCUCAAUGCAUUGGAUGAACUUCACCGAUUGAUGGAAUCCUUUAUCAGGUCAAAACAUACAGCAUCCUGUGCUUACACAGCCUAUAGUGCCUCUGGCGUUGGUUUGUUGUCGGUCUCUUCUGAACUCUGUAAUCGUUUGGGAGCCUGCCAUAUCAUGAUGUGCAGUAGUGGAGUUCACCGAUGUACACUAAGCGUCACUCUAGAACAGGCAAUCGUUCUUGCAAGAAGUCAUGGGCUACCUCCACGCUACAUAAUGCAAGCUACCGAUAUGAUGAGGAAGCAGGGAGCAAGAGUGCAGAACUCUGCUAAGAAUCUUGGAGUGAGGGAUCGAACACCACAGUCAGCCCCAAGAGCCUCAAACCUACUCUCAGAAGUAAAAGGAUUCUGGAAGGAGCUUCAAUUUCUCUCAUUGUAUGAAAACGUUCAAAGGAAAUCUAUCACUUCAACAAGAUUGUACAAGCUAUGUCAACCGCCCCCUGAUGGAGAUGCAUGAAGAUCCUGCCUCAUAUUUAACCCAGGGAUACCUAGAUGUAGACCCUUCAGUAACAAUAACUGCAAGUUGUUGAAAGUGCUGGUAAAAUGAUUUGCUCGCCUUUAUGAACUACACCAAGAUAAACCUUGGCCACUCACACAACUGGAAUAACUGUUUUCUUUGUUAUACUGAACGGACUCAAAUUCGGUUUUGUUUAGAAGUUUAGUAAACUUCUUCGUUGAACUGUAAAAUUAAUUAAAAUUGCUUAGUGUAAAUGUAAAAAACAUUAUAUUUUAAUUUACUAUCAAUUUAAGAAGCUAUACUCAGCUUGAACAGUUACAACCCUUUAAUCCUUACCUCUUAUUAUUAAACUAUAAUUUGUUGAUACUAUUUUGUAAAUUUGAACUGUUCACUAUUUAAGAUGAUAUCCUGCAUUGUAGCUAUCUUUUGUCAGGCAUAGACACAUUUACAAAUGCAUACUGCAGUUAGAUGUUGCCAUAAUCAGUUUAAUAUUGAGAGUAUGCGACAGAAAUGUAAUAUAACCAAGGGGUUCAGAUAAUAUUUUAUAUCGUACAAACAUAGUUUCAUCUUGCCACAUUAUGGCUGUGAUUGGGUUAUAAUCUUCCAGCCAUUCCCUAUCAUAUGUUGUUUUAUACGUGCUGUAAAGUUUGAUUUGUCUUUAAUGUAAUAAAAGAUCACUGACCUACUGCUUU
Molecule: messenger RNA, 5851 nt
Organism: Carcharodon carcharias (great white shark)
Lineage: Eukaryota; Metazoa; Chordata; Chondrichthyes; Lamniformes; Lamnidae
Gene: prex2
Product: phosphatidylinositol-3,4,5-trisphosphate-dependent Rac exchange factor 2
Exons: 41
Coding region: 231-5159 (1642 amino acids)
Biological process (GO): intracellular signal transduction
Molecular function (GO): protein binding; guanyl-nucleotide exchange factor activity
Source: RefSeq, a predicted model, not a curated record